CACUCGCAUUUGUAAACACUGAAAGUAGGUCAGCAGAAACUAAGCGUAUCACAACGAAACAUAUUUCGAUAGAGGCAAGAUGUCGGAAGCCACCCCUGCUAAAACUAGGACAGUUCUGAUAGCUAUUGACGGCAGUGAGCAUUCUAAAUACGCUUUUGAAUGGUACUGCAAGUCCAUGCAUCUUCCAACAGAUCACGUGGUCAUGAUCCACUCUGUGGAGUUCCACACUGUUCUACAGACCACUCAAUGGUAUUACACCCCGUAUUCCUUUGACUCAAGUACUAUUAAUGAUCUGAUGCAAACAGAAGCAAUGCACAUCAAGGAGAAACUCGAACACUUUGCAGACCUGCUACGAGAACAUAAUAUCAAUGGUUCUGUGAAGAGCAUCCAUGCAAAUCGACCGGGCGAGGGCAUAGUUAACGCCGCGCGGGAAGUGAACGCUGAUGUCAUCAUUACUGGGUCACGUGGUACAGGCAAACUCAGACGGACAUUUCUGGGAAGUGUCAGUGAUUACGUAUUACACCACUCUGACGUACCUGUAAUCGUGUGUCGUCAUAAAGACCUUCAUGAUAUGCAUCACCACCAUGAGGAUCAUCAUCAUUAAAAACAUGAUGCCAAAUGAAGAACACAUAAAGUGUUUAAUAUUGUUGAAUACUCGGGCUUUGUAGAAGUUGUAAUCAUGUACUGUCGUGUGAGAGGAGAAGGUUGUUUAUAUACAGAUGUUUUAUACCCAGCAUACAUAUAGUGUUCUAUAAUGUUCAUUGCUAUUUGUACACAAAACUUAAGGGUAAUUUGUUUGUUCUUUAUUAGUGUUCAUGAAGUGUUCCAAUAAUCGUGCACAAGUAAUUCGAAUCAUGAGUUUUUUAGUUUUUUUAUUACAUAUCAGUUGUUAUUCUUGAGAUUAAAAUGCAAUAAAAAUACAAUAUAAA
Messenger RNA from Magallana angulata, 929 nucleotides. RefSeq names its product stress response protein NhaX-like. Lineage: Eukaryota; Metazoa; Mollusca; Bivalvia; Ostreida; Ostreidae. The record is from RefSeq and is a predicted model, not a curated record. The transcript is spliced from 4 exons. The coding region runs from base 80 to 604 and encodes 174 amino acids.